AUUUAGCAUAGAAAAGUAAACGAAGAAUUUCGCACCAUGUAAACAAGUAUGAUUCUCUCAAAAUCGUUCAAUUUUGGCUAAAGUUUAGAAAAUUCCUGUAUAUUAAGAUAGACUCUAACAUUUUGCCAUGGGAUUCGUUCAACGUGCUCUGUUUACUUGGUUCAUCUUGUUAGUGUUCCUCAUAUUGCUCUGUCUUCGAUUGGAAAACCGUAUUAAUUGGAAUUGGUUUAUCGUAUUCAUUCCGCUAUGGCUCUACGAUACUAUACUAAUUACUUGGGUGAUUAUUGAAAUUAUUCAGCGUCAGCACGCCAACCGACUGAUUUCUUUCCGGCACUAUAAAUAUUACGUAGCAGGAAUACUGCUAAAAAUUUUGUCACAGAUAUUCAUUUGUCUUAAAAUGGAAUACAAUUCAAUGCCGCUAUAUGGAAUGAUGAUCCCUAUAUGGUGUUUGGUGUCAAUGCUAGUUGUCUACAUAGCUAACAAUUUGCAACCCAAGCCACGUUCGGCAGGGUCGAACAAAAGCAAUCGACAAACGGUGACUGCUUCGUCCUAGGGGUACGUCCGGGUGAAACUAUAAGUUUCACCAUUGUCCAUUAGCUAAUACAUAAGGUUAAAAUACUAAAUUAUAGUAAUAGUACAAUAGUAAUAAGCAGUAGGACCUAAUAGAAUUAAGAUAAUUGUAAUGGAAAAAUAUUCAAAACUAGGAUAAAGUACAAUUAAUGCGAUUUAACAUCAUUAUAACAUUUUAAUUAAACGGGACCUACCAAAACUUCCCUCUUUGCAUCAAAUGAAAUUCCGCAAAUUAAAACCAAAGUCCUGGCAUUACAUUCCUUUUGUGGAAUUUGGCCUUUCUGUUUCAACAGACUUCGCAGCCGAUUCUUAGUGUACAGAAUCAUUGCAUGGCUAGUACUAUGGAUCCUACUGACACUAAGAAUCCUUCCAGGAAGGGGCGCAAAUUAAACUUGUUUUGAAAAGUUAUUUAAAUCG
Malaya genurostris is the source of this 987-nucleotide messenger RNA. Its product is annotated as transmembrane protein 60. Bases 128 to 553 code for a protein of 141 amino acids. The record is from RefSeq and is a predicted model, not a curated record. Lineage: Eukaryota; Metazoa; Arthropoda; Insecta; Diptera; Culicidae. The transcript has 2 exons.